Messenger RNA from Hemibagrus wyckioides, 1049 nucleotides. RefSeq lists its product as uncharacterized. The transcript has a single exon. The annotation marks the transcript as partial. Lineage: Eukaryota; Metazoa; Chordata; Actinopteri; Siluriformes; Bagridae. The record is from RefSeq and is a predicted model, not a curated record.
UGCUGGCUGGGGUUUAGACGGAAGAUCUACGCUCCCAUUAGGGUGAUGGCUAGGAAAGUUUCUCCACAGGACACACACAAGCUGGUGGAGCAGUACCGCUUAGAAAGAGACGAUGCUAUUCACCGCGAGAACGCCCUGAAGGAGAAACUCAGACAAUAUGAACUGAGGACAAAGUCCACGGAGACAGCGAAGCAGAAACUCAAAACCCUGACGCUGGAGAACAAAGAUCUGAGGAGGCAGGUGAAGGCGCUGAGGAGUGAGAUCGGCCUGGAGUCCAGCCCCAAUUUUCAAGGUAAAACCACUAAAGAUAUCAUCAGCGACCUGCAGGAGAAAGAGCGAGAGUGCAAAGCGCUGGUGGAAAAGACUGGAAGGUUGAACCUGACCAUCGACGAGCUGUCAUCCGAGCUGGCCAACGCGGUCACUUCCAAGACUCUGCUGGAGGAAAAAGUCCAGUCGCUUCAGCUCAACCUCAAGGACAUGACCAACAACCAGCGACGCCUGCUGAAGCUGUGGGAGGAUAAAAAAGCUCAGCGCGAGCCCGUCCUGCUGCCCGCCAUCAAUCCACACAGAACCGCACAGAAACCGCUGACCCAUAAAUCUGUGCAGACCGACAUGUCCAUCAGCUCCACGCAGAUCCUCCCCGCAAACGUGUUCGAGACCAGACUGAGGUAUGAACCUGAGAGAAACCGGAACCUGGAGAGAAGAAACAUCACCUUACCCAACGGUGGCCAAUCAAAAUGAGACAAUAACACCUUAAGUAAUGACGGACGCAUGUUUAGUUUCCAAACAGGUGGACUUGUCUGAGAAGUGAAGGAAAUAAAGACUAUUCACAUGUCUGGGAUUUCUAAAGGGAUAUAAGUGAAAUAUCUACAUCUAAUUUUCUACUCUGUGGAAGAGUUUACUUAGGCUGGAGUUUUGACUUUAUUUAUUAGCAUUAAUGACAUUUUGGACUAUUCAGAUAUUAUCUGUAAAAUGAUGUAUGACGUGAACAACUGGAUUUUUUGGGGGGCGGGGGGAUGGUGGUGGUGGUUCUUUUGCUUGUUAUUUAA